CCCGCGCGCCACCGGGGUGGCAAUGGCGGCGGCGGCGCCUGCGCGCGGCGCCCUCCGUGCGGACCGCGCAGAGUGAAUAAUAAAGGUCUCCUCGGCGGCGGCGGCGGCGGCGGCGGAAGGCGGGAGGCAUGUCCAAGGGCCCGGUGGCGGGCGGCCCUGCCGCGGCCGGGCCGGCGAGCGCCGCCAGCGCGCUGCAGGCGCAGCCCGAGAAGCCGCAGCACUACACGUACCUGAAGGAGUUCCGCACGGAGCAGUGCCCGCUCUUCGUGCAGCACAAGUGCACCCAGCACCGGCCCUACACCUGCUUCCACUGGCACUUUGUCAACCAGCGCCGGCGCAGGUCCAUCCGCCGCCGCGACGGCACCUUCAACUACAGCCCCGACAUCUACUGCACCAAGUAUGACGAGACCACGGGAAUCUGCCCCGAAGGAGAUGAGUGUCCCUUCUUGCAUAGAACUACUGGAGACACAGAGAGGAGGUAUCACUUGCGCUACUACAAAACUGGAAUCUGCAUCCAUGAGACAGACUCCAAGGGAAACUGCACCAAGAACGGAGUCCACUGCGCCUUUGCUCAUGGGCCCCACGACCUGCGCUCACCUGUGUAUGACAUCAGAGAGCUUCAGGCGAUGGAAGCUUUACAGAAUGGUCAGACAACAUCUGAAGGAGGCAUUGAGGGUCAGUCUGCAGUCGCUGCCAGCCAUGCCAUGAUAGAGAAGAUACUCAGUGAGGAGCCAAGGUGGCAAGAUACAACAUAUGUGUUGGGAAACUACAAGACAGAGCAGUGUAAGAAGCCCCCCCGGCUCUGCCGCCAGGGUUAUGCCUGCCCCUACUACCACAAUAGCAAAGACAGAAGACGAAGUCCAAGAAAACACAAAUACAGAUCUUCACCGUGUCCCAGUGUGAAGCACGGGGACGAGUGGGGGGAUCCCAGUAAGUGUGAAAAUGGAGACUCCUGCCAGUACUGCCACACUCGCACAGAGCAGCAGUUCCACCCAGAGAUCUACAAAUCCACCAAAUGCAAUGAUAUGCAGCAGUCUGGCAGCUGUCCCCGAGGACCCUUCUGUGCCUUUGCACACGUAGAACAGCCGGCGCUCAGUGAAGAUUUGCAGCAAUCCUCAGCCGUAUCCAGCCCCACGCAGACAGCACCUGUGAUGUACAUGCCCUCAGCAGCUGGGGACUCUGUUCCAGUCAGCCCUUCCAGUCCACAUGCCCCAGACCUUAGCAAUGUGUGGAAUAAAUCAGGAACUCUGCCAACUAGCCCCACCUCCACCACAAUUCUUUGUAGGAACAGCAGUCUUGGAAGCCCAUCUAAUAUAUGUGGGUCUCCUCCUGGUGCCAUUGGGAAGCCCCACAGCUUGGAGAGCAUUGGUUUUCCUGCAGACUCAGUCACAGCAGCUGGCAGCUACAAGAAAGCACCGGGGUUUGAGCGAGAAGAUCAGGUUGGGACCGAGUAUUUGAAGAGUUUCAAAUGCCAGCAAGCAAAAAUGAAGUCCCACUCCCUGGAACACAGGAGCCAGGAACAACCUUUGUUACAGCCCAAACAGGACAUCCUGGGCAUUCUCCCAGUGGGGAGCCCACUGACAUCCAGCAUCUCCUCUAGCAUCACCUCCAGUCUGGCUGCAACCCCCCCGAGCCCCGCCGGCACCAGCAGCAUUCCAGGCAUGAAUGCCAAUGCCCUUCCCUUCUAUCCAACCAGUGACACCGUUGAGUCUGUCAUAGAGUCUGCCUUGGAUGACCUGGACCUGAAUGAAUUCGGAGUGGCUGCCCUGGAGAAGACAUUUGACAGCAGCACAGUGCCCCACACGAGUGGCAUCAUGAUAGGUGGGAGUUUGCUGCAAAGUUCUGCUCCUGUAAAUAUCCCCGGGUCCCUUGGAAGCUCUGCCUCCUUUCACUCUGCCUCUCCUUCUCCACCGGUCAGCCUCUCAUCGCAUUUCCUCCAUCAGCCCCAGGGACACUUAAGCCAGUCAGAAAACACUUUCCUGGGGACAUCAGCUUCUCAUGGAUCAUUAGGUUUAAAUGGGAUGAACAGCAGCAUAUGGGAACACUUUGCUUCGGGGAGUUUUUCGCCCAGUACCUCACCUGCAUUUCUGUCAGGUCCAGGUGCUGCGGAGAUGGCACGGCUGCGACAAGAGCUGGAUGAGGCCAACGGCACAAUAAAGCAGUGGGAAGAGUCUUGGAAACAAGCCAAGCAGGCUUGUGAUGCUUGGAAAAAGGAGGCAGAGGAAGCAAAUGAUCGCGCCAACACAGCUAAUAUGGAAUGUGAACUGGCCCGGGAGCAGAGGGAAGCCUUGGAGCUGCAAGUGAAGAAACUGCAGGAGGAGCUGGAGAGGAUCCACACCGGGCAGGACCCGCAGUUCCUGCGCUCCUUCUCUGACCUGGAGACACUCUCGCUCUCAUCGCUCUACACCCUGCAGAAACAGCUGAGAGCAAACCUGGAGAAAGUGGACAAGGCGGUAUUUCAGAUGCAGUCAGUGAAAUGCCUUAAGUGUCAGGAGGAGAACCGGGUGGUGCUGCCGUGCCAACACGCGGUGCUGUGUGAGACGUGCGCUGAGGAGGGCGAGUGCCCCAUCUGCCACCCCAACAGGCCCCACUCUCUGCAGUCGUGACCUUCCAGGGACACUCGUUCUGAUCAUAUCCUAGAGAACUUUUUAACUUUAUACAUACGUACAUAUAUAUGUAUGUGUAUAUAUAUAUAUGUAUAUAUGUGUGUGCAUGGGCGUGGCUGUGCACCUGUAGGGACGUGCACACACUCGCACAUGCACACAUGAAAACAGAAAAUUAGUUGCAGAGCACUUUUUAAUAUUUUACAUCCCGUAUCUAAACUGCCCCUCACCCGUGCCCCACUAAUUCUAACUCUUGAUGAACUUUGAGAGCUGUUUUUAAUACAGAUCAAAGGGCCAUUUGCAAAGAGUCUGUGUUUCUCCUCUUUUCUAUUUAGGUGAUAACAAAUUUUUGACUAUUUCCAGAAGGACUUGGAGUGGGCAAGAGGGGCUUCCACGUGCUUUCCAGAGGAAGAGUUGAGAUCACAGGGAGGAUCGAGGUGGUUUGAAAUGACUUGCUCAUGCCUUCGGUCCCCCUGCUCUUUCACUGACCCAGCUUGGUUAAAGCCGUCCUCCCUGAUGGGAGCUCUGCCAGGCUCCUGCCUGGAGGACCUCACACUGCCCAUCUCUGAAUGUGCAGGAACUUUGUCUGUCAUUUAAUCAGCAAAGUUCCCUUUUUAAAUUUUUUUACACUCUUUGUAUAUUUGUAUGAAAAGAAGAAAAGAGGGAAAAAAAAAUUUCUAUUGGACCUAGAGCAAGCCAAGCCCCAAAAUUCAGUGACCAAUGUUCACUGCUGAUGCAGCCAACAUGUUCCAGGUCUGAACAGCCUUAGAAGUAUUGGCCUUGGGUGAGCCAAAGCCCUUUAUGAAGGAAAUUUGGAUGCAGAGGUUACUUCUCUCCAGGCACCCCUUUCUCUGGUGGCUGUUUAGAGACUUUUUACUGUUUCAGACCAGAUUAGUUUUGUUUUAGCCACAGGGACUGGAUUCGUAGUCACUGCUGAAGUGCAUGAACCAAUUCCAGGUAGGCUGAGGACAUUUUUGUUGCCUGUGUCAGCAGCUCAAGGGUGAUUUGCUGGCUCCAGAAAACCUGGUGCUGGAGAUGUGUGGUGACAGAAAUAGUCCAGCAGGACAGAGAAAUGCCACCAGCUCAGACCUGCCCAGCAGCUGAGCUUUCCUGUGAUGUUCCUUACCAGCAUGUCCAUUGGAUUUUUACAUCAGGUGGAUUGCAGUAACCUGCUGGGAUCUCAACCAAAAGGCCACUCAGUUGACUAAACGUUUUUAUUUUGCACAGGGAUGCUCCUGUGCUGCCCCUCCAUGACCUGGAAAAGCACUGGAACCUCCAGCAGCCCACUAUUGUAGGAAAACUGAAUUUUUACCAGAGCCUCUCAGAAAGCUUCAUAUUUAAUACAAACACAUAAUUAGGUUUGUUUCCAUAAUUCCACCUUUCCUCUCCAUGGAAGGGGUUAAUAUGCAUUCCCAGAUGAUCUCUUAAGUGCAGCUCUGUGUAGUUCUUUUUUAUGUUUUCCCAUUAACUUGUUUUUGGGUUUUUUGGUAAAAAUGCUUUUUUUUCAUGUGUAUUUUAUUGUAACUAGCAUCAGGUUUUUUAAUUUUUUUUAAUGGAGAGACACUGUUGAGUGACUAUUGUGGCUAUGUUGUUUGGUUAUAGCCUUUGAAUGUCUGUGCCAUGGGGCAGCACAUCUGCCUUGGUCUGAUCUUAAAGAAAGACCUUUUAUUAAAAUACAUGAACAUUUCUCUUUUUUUUUAGGAAAAAUAAAAAAUAAAAAAAAAUUAAAGUGGGAGGGGAGGAGGAGGAAAAAGCCCAAUUAAGAAAAAAAAAUACUAAAAAGGUUUUUUUUGUAACUAACUUAAAUCAUAGGAAAUAAACUCUUGAAUCAGAUCUUUAAUAUUUAUAAGCAGCAGAGCUGAUCAGCCUGUUUUUGGCUAUGGUUUGUAACACUUUUUAUGAGCAUGGGGGUUUCUCUGCUUCUCUGCCUCCCUGGGGGCUGCUCAGGGGUGAUGCUGCCUUUUGCCAACCCUCUUUUUCCAGAUCUGUCCAGCAGCAGCUCUGUGAUUCCAACAGGGAAUCCCUCCACGUGGAGCUUGUCCCCUGAGGGCAGCCUGGGCUGUCUCCUGGGGCUUGCAGUCACAGGGUGAUGCAGGACUUGGGGGGGGGUUAAGGACAAAGAGUUGUUUGCCCCCAGUUUCCCUGGGUUACAAGGAAAAAUUCCAGGCCAGAGAAAAUGUGUUUUUCCCUUUUGAGUAAAACAGUUUCUCUGUUUUAAAACUUAUACUGAAGGACCAAAGAAUUCAGAAUUUCACCUGUUUUGUGGCCCUUAAAUUUGAACUUUCCAUUGCCACACUGCACUCAUGGCAGAGCAGCCUGAAGGAAUUAGCACUAGACCCUUCCCUUGCCCCCACCCCGUCCUCUCUCAGCAAUCUCUUUGCACAAGCACAUAGACUUUCUCACUUUUCUCUGGUUCUUGAAGAAACACUUCCUAAAUUUAGGUUUCUAUCAAUUUGUUUGCUGCUUAAAAAAAAACAGGAGAGGAAUAUUGAAAUGUGAAUUUAUUUCCUUAAGCAUCAGAUGGAAAAGAGAACUUCAUCUUUGCAUAUUUUGUGAAUGUUCUGGUGGGCCAUUUAAAGACAAUUUCCGAACCAAAUGAGGUGGGAGCAGGGAGAAGGAGCAGCAUUCCUGACCCACUCCAGCAGUUGUUGCUACCUGCUUCAUGCAGGAAGGACAAACCAUAAUCACAGCACUGCAGUUGAGGCUUUAGAGUCUGUGAUCAGCUUUUGUAUGGUGUAAAAAGAGCUGAGAUAAACCUGGUGCUAAUAAGUGCAGCCCCUGUCACGUACUGUCAGGCUUCCUUCUGAAGCAGGAACUCCCUUCACAGGACAUACAGUAACACAGCAGAGCUGAGGGGGCUUCAAAACAAAAGUGGGGUCCACAGGGUUCCUUGGGGAGCAGCCCAGCUGAACAGCAACCCAGCCCUGACCAUGUCUGGGUCCUGCCUCCUCAUACAGACUCCUGAGUGGAUAAUGACAUUUUCCUCCCCAAAUUUUUGGGAGCUUCAGAAGAGCUGACCUUGGUGAUUAAUUGGGCAGGUCAGACACUUCUGAGUUGAGAGCUGGGGGAAGGAGUUGUGGUUGUGUUGUGAAACCACAGCAUCCUAAAGGUCAAUAAACUUUUA
This is a messenger RNA of Serinus canaria (Common canary), 5727 nucleotides long. RefSeq names its product unk zinc finger (gene UNK). The transcript is spliced from 17 exons. Gene Ontology annotation, molecular function: mRNA CDS binding; metal ion binding. Lineage: Eukaryota; Metazoa; Chordata; Aves; Passeriformes; Fringillidae. Gene Ontology annotation, biological process: cell morphogenesis involved in neuron differentiation. The record is from RefSeq and is a predicted model, not a curated record. The coding region runs from base 129 to 2606 and encodes 825 amino acids.